AUGUCCUCUACAUUCAUCAGAGGUCCUAUUUGUGGAGUCGACAAUUGUCCAUCCAGAUUAUGGAGGAUCAUUGCUGGUAGAAGAACCUGUCAAUAUGGUCAUGUUAUGGAAGGUGAUAUUGAAUUUAAUAACGAUGAUGAUGCUGCUGGACAACAAUCUCAGGGUGUUAUCACUAAAAGACUAAAUUUAACUACAAAUCAACAAGGUAGUUUCCAAUCAAGUCUUUCUUUUUCACAACAGAAUAUUCAAAAAAUUAAACAUAGUAAAAAGUUUAUAAAGGGGAAACAGGCUAAAUUGUUAAUGAUUAAGUCCUUACAAUAUAUUUUGAAGAAACAAGUAGAUUAUUUGAUCAAUAUCUGUGGAUUUCCUGUAAAUUUUGAAAAUAUUGUUAAAUUAAUUUGGUUAUCAUUUUUAUGUAAAGUCAAUAAUGAACCAAAGGGCGUUAUCAUCUCACUUAAUAUUAAUAUAACUGUAUCUGUUAUUUACUUUUCCAUCUUACAAUUGGGAUUGCCAGUAUAUUUCUGUGAUUUGAUCAAUUGGAUUUCAUCAUUAGAUUUUCCAUAUUAUAAAGCUGGGAAUAUUAUCCCACGAAGUUGGAAUGAAAGAUUGCCCAACUUUUAUUUAUCAUCUUUAAAUGGAAACAAUUUAUUAACUUUGAAAACUUUCACUGAUGCUAUAUUGCGUUUUAACUCAUUAACACACACUUCUAAGAAGUUUAAUAGUACAAUAAAUGUUACUGGAUUAAUAUUUAAAUUAGUUACAUUGAACACAUUACCACCUGAAUUUUUCUUUUACACCAAAAAGUUCGUCGAGCUAUUUUGUUCUGAUGAAAAGGAUUUAACUAUAUCCAUCUAUAAAAUACCGAAUAGAAGUGUUUCCAACCAUAUAUUAUUACCCGAAACAUAUGUUAUAUUAAGUUUCAUUCUUACAAUACGGUACAUCCUUUUAUAUGAUGGGGUAUACACUGAGAAACAAAUUUAUCCUAAUUCUUGGCUUGAAGCUUUGUUACGCACAGCCCCUAUAAAUGAAGAAGAUAUAAGUGAGAAGAGUGUUAAUCGUAGACUGACUAAACUAUUAAACACAAAUCAUGAUGUUGCAAACGAAGUAUCAUCAAAUCCAAUAAAUUGGACAGAAAAAGAAACAACAAACUAUUUAACUUGGAUCGAAAGGAAGUUUGUGCCGUUGGAAGUGAAAAACCAUGAAGAAUUAGGAAAAUUUUCUAUGGAUGAAGGUAUCAUUCUUAGAAAAUUGAAUGACAUUGUGCCAUUAGACUCGACAGACUUUCCUUAUACUGAAUUGAAUAGAACACCCUUAACUUUCAUUGAAGAAUUGCAGGAGAAAUACUUAAGAUUAUUAGAUUCAGUAGAUAAUAAUAAUAGUAAUACUGUUAAUUCCAAUCGUGUUAAUGAAGACAUAGAUUUUAAAAAACGGUUAGAUUUAAUUUGUAAGUUAGAAAACAAAAUUAUUUUCGAUUUAUCAAAUGAUUUUAAUACCUCUGUUGAAAAUUUACAAUAUCAACUGGCUGCUUUUGAGACAAGAAUAAAGACCUAUAACAAUUAA
Arxiozyma heterogenica is the source of this 1560-nucleotide messenger RNA. It is a transcript of the gene RRN7, whose product is annotated as Rrn7p. The record is from RefSeq and is a predicted model, not a curated record. Gene Ontology annotation, cellular component: RNA polymerase I core factor complex. Gene Ontology annotation, biological process: nucleolar large rRNA transcription by RNA polymerase I; RNA polymerase I preinitiation complex assembly. Lineage: Eukaryota; Fungi; Ascomycota; Saccharomycetes; Saccharomycetales; Saccharomycetaceae. The transcript has a single exon. Bases 1 to 1560 code for a protein of 519 amino acids. Gene Ontology annotation, molecular function: RNA polymerase I core promoter sequence-specific DNA binding.